AUGCCAGCUGCUGACUGCUCCGGCCCCGCCAGGAGCCCCGUGCCCGGCACUCCGGCCCGCCCGCCGCCGCCAGCCACCCGCGGCAGCCCCGGCAGGAAGGAGCCGCCCGGGGCUGCUCCUCCCACGAGGGCAGCGGGGCUGGGGCUGGCCGGAGGCAGCACCACGACCCGCGGCACGGACCGGGGCCGGGGCCGGAUCCGGCCGGCAAGAGGCGGCACCAGGAGCCGCGGCACGGACCGGGACCGGGGCCGGAUCCGGCUGGCCGGAGGCAGCACCAGGAGCCGCGGCACGGACCGGGACCGGGGCCGGAUCCGGCUGGCCGGAGGCAGCACCAGGAGCCGCGGCACGGACCGGGACCGGGGCCGGAUCCGGCUGGCCGGAGGCAGCCCCGAAGGAGCGGAGCGCUUGCUCGGGGGCUGCAGCCGCUCCCGGCGGAACCGGCGGGAGGGACCGUCCCGUCCUUCCCGGCCCCGCAGCCGCGCUCCGGUGUCCCUGGCGGAGGAGGGGGCGCGGGACGGACCCCAGGCUCCUCUGUCGGGAAAACCGGGAGCACCGCGUUCCCAGCGCGGCCGCCGGGGCUGGGAGCUGCCCCCGGCCCGGGACAGCGCGGCUCGACCCCCGGACACAGAGGGACCCCAGCUCCCCCCCAGCCGAGGGACCCCGUCCUCCCCGUCCGCGGAGGAACCCCGGUACCCGCCGGCGGAGCCCCCCGACCCUGCCGAGAUACGGUCCCGGCAGGGCGCCUCGUCCCUGUCCCCGCAGCACAGGCACCGGGGAACGGAGCACACGCGGCCGGCCGAGGAGGGGCUCCACACGAGGGGAGGCAGUUUGUCACCACAGGACAGCGGGGAGGCCACCCGGCUGCAGCCCCGAGGCAAACGAGAGGACGCGGCUCUGCCCACACUUUCGGCCGCACCCCAGGGACGGGAGAGGCAGAGGCUCCCAGCGCUGUGGGAAGCGAUGCGACACUGA
Messenger RNA from Passer domesticus (house sparrow), 972 nucleotides. Its product is annotated as collagen alpha-1(III) chain-like. The record is from RefSeq and is a predicted model, not a curated record. The coding region runs from base 1 to 972 and encodes 323 amino acids. The transcript is spliced from 3 exons. NCBI's taxonomy places the organism in Eukaryota, Metazoa, Chordata, Aves, Passeriformes, Passeridae.